GAGCAUGAGCGGCGCAGGGGCCCAGCCGCAGCCGCCCCCCGGACCCGGGUCGAGCCCUGCUGGGCCCGGGGGGGAUUCUGAACCGGAGCCGCCUCCGUCGAUGAUAAGCGUCGACUUGCCCGGUCUGGUGUCGCAGUUCGCGCGGAGCUUCGCGCUGGUUUUCCCCGUCUACGUGCUGGGCUACCUGGGGCUGAGCUUCAGCUGGGUGCUCAUCGCCUUGCUCUGCCUGUUCUGGGUGCGAAGGCACCGAGGCGGAAAGAGCUCCCGCCUGGGCCGGGCGCUCGCCUUCCUGCAGGACGAGGAGCGGGCCGUGAGGCUCACCGUCUCCACCGGCGACCUGCCCGCAUGGGUCCACUUUCCAGAUACAGAGAGAGCAGAAUGGCUGAAUAAGACUGUAAAACACAUGUGGCCUUUCAUUUGCCAGUUUAUUGAGAAACUUUUCCGGGAAACAAUAGAACCAGCAGUGAGAGGAGCAAAUAGCCACCUGAGCACUUUCAGUUUCACAAAAAUUGAUAUGGGACAUCAGCCCCUUAGGAUUAAUGGUGUUAAAGUGUAUACUGAAAAUGUGGAUAAAAGGCAGAUCAUUUUGGAUCUUCAAAUCAGUUUUGUUGGCAAUUGUGAAAUUGACUUGGAGAUCAAGAGAUACUUCUGUAGAGCUGGUGUGAAGAGUAUACAGAUUCAUGGUACAAUGAGAGUUAUAUUGGAACCGCUGCUUGGAGACAUGCCCUUAAUUGGAGCACUGUCGUUAUUUUUUCUUAGGAAACCGCUUUUGGAAAUUAACUGGACAGGACUGACAAAUCUUCUGGAUAUUCCAGGACUGAACGGUUUAUCAGAUACUAUAAUACUAGAUAUAAUAUCCAAUUACCUGGUGCUUCCAAAUCGGAUCACUGUUCCUCUUGUCAGUGAAGUGCAGAUUGCUCAGUUGCGGUUCCCUAUACCAAAGGGUGUGCUAAGGAUACACUUCAUUGAAGCUCAGGAUCUUGAGGGAAAAGAUACUUACCUAAAGGGACUUGUUAAGGGAAAGUCUGAUCCUUAUGGAAUCAUUCGUGUGGGUAAUCAAAUUUUCCAAACUAAAGUCAUCAAAGAAAAUCUCAAUCCAAAAUGGAAUGAAGUUUAUGAGGCCUUAGUGUAUGAGCACCCAGGACAGGAGUUGGAGAUUGAGCUCUUUGAUGAAGAUCCAGACAAGGAUGACUUUUUGGGAAGUCUAAUGAUAGACCUAACUGAGGUUGAAAAGGUGCGCUACUUAGAUGAGUGGUUUCCUUUGGAUGAAGUCUCCAAAGGAAAAUUACAUUUAAAACUCGAAUGGCUCACAUUGAUGCCUACUGCAGAAAACCUUGACCAGGUGCUAAAAAGCAUUAGAGCUGAUAAAGACCAAGCCAAUGAUGGGCUUUCAUCAGCAUUGCUUAUUCUCUAUUUGGAUUCAGCAAGAAAUCUGCCAAGUAUCUACGAGGGAAACUUUGGGUGUGGAUACUUAAAAGAGAGGAGAGCAUCGGGACUAGUCUUUUGUGAAAAUACUACCUCACUCUAUAGAGCACUAUUUCAUAAUCCCCUAGAUUAUAAUCCAGACGCCUUGAAGAAGUCUGCUGUUCAGAAAGCCCUAAAGUCAGGAAAGAAAUUGAACAGCAACCCCAACCCCCUUGUCUUACUGACACUCGGACAUAAGGCACAAGAAAGUAAGAUUCGCUACAAGACCAAUGAACCAGUGUGGGAAGAAAAUUUCACUUUCUUUGUUCACAAUCCUAGACGGCAAGAACUAGAAGUUGAGGUCAAGGAUGAACAACACCAGUGUUCCUUGGGAAAUUUUAAGCUUCCUCUUAGCCAACUUCUUGCAAGUGAAGAUCUAACUAUGCAUCAGAGAUUUCAUCUUAGCAAUUCUGGUCCAAACAGCACUGUAAACAUGAAGAUUGCUCUCAGGAUCCUUUCUCUUGAAAUGCAAGAGAGGUCACCAGACCACCAACAUUCGGCCCAAGUGAAGAGGCCCUCUGUUUCCAAAGAUGCAAGAAAAGGUUCUUUCAAGCCUCAGGUUCCCAUUUCUCCAGCAGUUGACUUGAACAAGCCCCCUGCUUCCACAGCAACAGACACUGAUAAAAAGACUGAUGUGGUUGAAAAAAGCCACCCCUCAAAUCCUAGUCCUCAAUGGCCAACGGAUCUCAGCAGAAGUUCCUCCAGUCUUCUUGCCUCCAACUUGAGCUAUUCACCCAGCCACCUAUCUGUCAAAGAACCUACUCCGAGUAUUGCUUCGGACAUAUCGCUACCCAUUGCCACGCAGGAGCUGCGGCAGCGACUGAGACAACUUGAAAAUGGCACAACGUUAGGACAGUCUCCUCUGGGGCAGAUUCAGUUAACAAUUCGUCACAGCUCACAAAGAAACAAACUUAUGGUUGUGGUUCACACAUGUAGAAAUCUAAUCGCCUUUUCAGAGGAAGGAUCUGACCCCUAUGUUCGAAUGUAUUUAUUGCCCGACAAGAGGAGAUCAGGAAGAAGAAAAACAAGUGUUUCAAAGAAGAAUUUAAAUCCAGUGUUUGAUCAGGCCUUUGAUUUCAGUGUUUCAUUAACUGACCUGAAGAGGAGAACACUAGAUGUAGCAGUGAAGAACAGUGGUGGUUUCUUGUCCAAAGACAAAGGGCUGCUUGGUAAGGUAUUGAUACCACUGGCUUCUGAAGAACUUUCCAAAAAUUGUACCCAGUGGUAUGACUUGACAGAAGAUGGUACAAGACCACACGGUGCACCUUAGGCUGCUUCGGAUGCCAGAAGUUCCUGUUAGCAGACAUUUGCCAACCUUUAUAUAUUUUAUCAGCAUUGUUCACAAAGACGCACCAAUAUUAUUUUUUAUAACUCUUAGUUCAUAGGCCCACCCCCACUUCUCAACCGUUUUAUAACACCUGGACAUUUUAUGUAGGCUUAAGUCAGUUUAAUUGUAGACCUCCUUUUCUUCAUUUGUUACAGCUAUUUUAAUGUGCAAUAGGGUUUCUAGAGUAACCAUUUGUUUAAAUGGAACCUUUUAUGGCGUUUGUACCCUUGAGAAAAGUGAGAAGACCUUUAUCUGUUUUUCCUACCUUGUUUCGUAUCUCACCAAGGUGUCUGCCAUGUAAAUAGAUACUAUUUUUUUAAAAUGAAUUUUCCUUUGGUUUGAAGGCAGAAGAAAAUGUCAAAGCAAAUGGACAUUUUCUUUUAAACGCAUGCUGUAAAAUCUUAAGGCAGUGUUUUGGGAAUGGGUUUAGCAGCAAAAUGGUCUUAAUCUUACUAAUAUUAUGGAUUUCUUCUUUUAAAAAAAAAGUUUGGGAAGAAUUAUUGUAAUGGUUAGCCCACAUAUUUCUGGCCUUAAAGGCUUGCAAAAGAGGAGAGUACAAAAUAUUAACUUUUUAAUAUUUAUAUAGAAAUGUAUUCUUGGAAUUUCAUUCAGAUAAUGCAUAUAAUUCACAAAUUCAUUCAGAUAUUACAAAGAAAAGUAUAUAUAAAUGCUGUAUAAAUAAGAUUAUCAAGGUCUUGAAAUCACAGUAUAUUCAUCUGGGGUCUCCUAUGAUGUGAAAGUGAAGGGUUCGGUAGCACAAUGUUUUUUAAUGCACUUUGCAGCCAUUGCUUCCUGUUAGUUUAUUUGCCCCACCCAUCGUCCUAGGAAAGUGUCUAUGCAACAGUACGGUUAAGGUGCAUUAUGGAUUAGGGUUUGAUAACCACCUGGAUGAUCUAACAUUUCUGGUGGUGUCACAUUGAUUGCUACAGAUAUGAAACUCUUUCACUGGGUCGUUAAUAUAUUUUUUCUAUUGAUAUCAUAAAAUGCCAGCAGGUCUGUCGUUGCUAAAUUGAAACUCAAGUUACAGAAAGUUCCAAACCUAGAUUUCUGGCUAACACUUUCCGCAGUUGCUUCAGUGCUGCCCAUGGCAGCGCUUGGAGCAGUUAUCUCUGUUUUGAGUCUGACCCACGUGAAAUAGCCACAUUCCAGUUAAACACUACUGCAUUCUGCUUCAAAGACCAUCACCAAUGUUAAUUCAUUCAGGGCACAAUUCUGUGCAUGUUUAGACAGAAGAAAACUCCUACAACUCCCAGUGUUCUUCAGAGAGCCUGCAGGGCUGGCUGGGGAAUGCUGGGAAUUGUACGAUUCCCCCCCGACCCCAGUCUAAACAUACAUAAGAUUGCGCUCUCAUACAUCACCAGUAAAGAGCCCAUCACAAGCCGUUGACAGGACAGAGUGUUUCUUCAGAAGUUCUGCUAAACCAACAUUUGAAUCUGGAAUGCGUCACUUCUGAAUGAUGAUAAUGCUGUAAAGAAAAUAAAAGAGCCAUUUAAAAUCAAAUGUAUUUUCUAAUCAGUUUAGCCUUUUCAUCUGAUUUUUACAGGCCCAGGAAAUGCAAGAGCAGUUUGCAAAAAUGGACUUGAUUAUGAUUUGAGAGUGAACUUUUCGCUUCAUUUUAUUCAUUGUUGCUUUCAGAACAGAAUCAGUGGAGCAUUAUACCUAUUCAUUUUUCAAAAAACCCUUUCUCAGACGGUUUUAACAAAAAUGUACAUUUUUGUGUUUUAAUCUAGCACAAUGCAGUUCCUCUGCUGUCAGUAGCUGCACAGUCUUGGGUAAAUAUGCAGUUGCUUUUUUAAAAAACAACCCAGAAUCAAACAACAAAUUGUCAUAAUUUGGAUGGUCUUCGGAUGGCUACAAAAUAACUUUUAAGGGUGAAUAAACUUCUGGAAUAUUAGCUUUAUAAUGAAACUUACAGAACCUUAAUUCUAGCUUAGCCCAUUGGUAUAAACUUGCAGGAACUUUCCUGCACAAGCACCAUUCAGUUGAGCUUGCACAGCAGAUGUUCCUUAUUGUGCCCUUUAAGUACGCUACUAAGAAUACCAAAGUGCCUGUCAUAAUCAUAGCAGACUGUUCAUACCAAGUUUAAAAACAUUCAUUUUUAUUUGUCAAUCUGUAGUUCAACAUGACACACACAUAUAUGUGUACACAUUGGCAUCCAUAAUGUUUUAUUUUGCAUAGGCUUUGCUAGGCAGCAUCAUGCAGAUAUUUGGCUGUGUUUAGAACAGCAUGAUUGAGCUCUGUGAAAAAGAGCAUACCAUAAACUUAGACUAACGUGAUUUCCCACUUCUUUUUAAAUGACACAUCCACUGUAGGACCAUCAUUAGAGAGUUCUAACAAGGGGGAACCUGUAAUAGGAAGAGAGAAGAGCCAUAAGCUAUAGUUAUGAUGAGCCCUUACAAAAAACAUGAAAAAAUGAAGAUGCAGAAAAUGUGAAUAAAAGGCUUAAUGAAGAAAAUCAGUAGUCUAUCUAACCCAAUAUUCUAUUCUGGCUGAAAGUCACAUCAUUGUACAGUGGUGUUUUUUAUGCUGCGAUUCCUAAAUGAUGAUUUAAUUUCUGCUAAUGAGAGAGCCUUGGCAAAUGGGCGUGGCCAAAACACCAGCAUGUGUGUGUGUUUGAGGAAAAAAAUAGAAAAAAAUGGGUUUGGGUCAGAGGUUGUGCUUUAUUUAUUCACCAUUCCUGCCAAGGCAGGGGUGUCCAAAAAAUAAAACAUGAUUCUCUGGAGUUCACUGAAUAUGAAAUCUGGAAACUGCUUCUUCAUGUAUCUGUAGGGUCUUCGGCAUCAGAGUUUUGGGGGUAGAAAUGUUUUAGGGGUAAUGUGAACAGCUUUCAGCUCAUUGUUGAAGUACAAAUCCACUUCCUCCUGGUACUUCAGCAGUUCCAGUGUGCUUUCCAACAUGCACAGGUUUCCUGUAUGGAGAAAUAACAUUUUAUGGAAGUAUUGUCAUGUUAAAUAAUUGGUGCAAAAAGGGAUUUGAUGUAAUGUUAAAAGGUCUCGGGAGGUCCUCAAAGGAAGAGAUGGAGAACUCUUGAAAAUCUGGACCAAAAUCAGGGCAAAUAUUACAUACAAAAAUCUUUCUGCCUUUGAAAGUUAGAAGCUGCAUGCAUGAAUCUAUUCUACCCACAAUUUUGUGGGUGGUUCAUAGAAGAAUGAUGAGGAAGCAUGGAGUUUCCAUUAGCAAACCAAGAACUGAAUGUCAUUGGUCUAGCUUUCCGUGUGUUUUUUUAAUCUUGUGCCUUAAAGGAAAGCUUAAAUAGUUUAUGUGUUUAAACCCAAGCUUUGCUCUCUGUAUUUAACCAGUCUUUCCAUUUUGUGCUAUUGAAACUGUUCAAUGCAGUGUUUUGCUGGUGAGGAAAGCAGCUACUGUAAUCCAAGCACUAAGUCAAUGUGUUGCCCAGGUUUUGGAUUUAAGAUUAGUUUUGUUUGAACCCUCUCUUUAUCAGACCUGCAGCAACUGGUGAAAGGAGAAGAAAGGGUGGUCUGUUUAGUACAGAUUGCCUUUUUUGCUCAUGUAAUUUUGCAAUUGCAUGUAUUUAUUCAAUAAAUGAUUCAUAUGGAAGUUA
This is a messenger RNA of Elgaria multicarinata webbii, 6353 nucleotides long. It is a transcript of the gene ESYT2, whose product is annotated as extended synaptotagmin 2. The transcript has 24 exons. Gene Ontology annotation, cellular component: endoplasmic reticulum membrane; extrinsic component of cytoplasmic side of plasma membrane. The record is from RefSeq and is a predicted model, not a curated record. Bases 5 to 2734 code for a protein of 909 amino acids. Gene Ontology annotation, molecular function: calcium ion binding; phosphatidylcholine binding; phosphatidylinositol binding. NCBI's taxonomy places the organism in Eukaryota, Metazoa, Chordata, Lepidosauria, Squamata, Anguidae. Gene Ontology annotation, biological process: lipid transport.